UGACUGAUGACCGGAAUCGUAUCAGUCUGAAAAUAAACGCAGUCGCGUUAGACAAAUCUCGAGCUAUCAAAAUUUUAAAUCAAAAUUUUAACAAAAUAACCGUCGCACACAUCACUAAAUUUUAACAUUUUUAACAUUUUAUAAUAUUAGCCGAUACAUACGAACACAGACAACACUCUAACAGCGAUAGAACACAUCGAACGCGAAAAAAGGCAAAUAAUACUGCAGACGACGACAAACUCAGGAGACACCCGAACGACACAAGUGUACCGCCGCCGCACAUACUUGGACGAUCCUUCGCAAUAACAACAAAAACAACAGUAACGACAUGGACGGCCUGAAACGUCAAGUGAUCACCGUGCACAUUGGACAAGCCGGCGUGCAGAUGGGAAACGCAGUGUGGAACCUUUACGGGAUGGAGCACGGGAUCGGGCGGGACGGGUGUCUGACGACGCCGGCGGGUCCGGUGAACGACGCGUGCCCGGCGGAACACUCGACGUUCUACAAGGAAACUGUGGCCGGCAAGUACAUACCGCGGACGGUCAUGGUUGACCUGGAGCCGACGGUGGUGGAUCAGAUCCGGUCGGGGCCCGACCGCGGCCUGUACCACCCGGACCAGCUGAUAUCCGGCAAGGAGGACGCGGCCAACAACUUCGCGCGCGGCUACCACACGGAGGGCCGGUCGUACCUGCAACAAGUGCUGGAGGGCAUCCGGCUGUUCGCCGAGUCCAGCGAGGGCGUGCAAGGGUUCAUCGUGUUCCACUCGAUGGGUGGCGGCACGGGGUCGGGCCUGACCAGUCUUGUGUCGGAAAGCCUGCGCCAGGACUACGCGAAGAAGAGCAACCUGGAGGUGCUCGUGUACCCGGCACCCAAGGUGUCCACGGCCGUGGUGGAACCGUACAACGCGUUGCUCGUGUCGCACAAGACGCUGGACACGACCGACUGCGCGUUCAUGGUGGACAACGAGGCGAUAUACGACAUCAGCGCCGGCAAACUGGACGUGGAACGGCCCAUGUACCCAAACUUGAACCGCAUCAUCAGCCAGGUGGUGUCGUCCAUCACCGCGUCGCUCCGGUUCCCGGGCACGCUGAACGUCGACAUUAACGAGUUCCAGACCAACCUGGUGCCGUUCCCGCGAGUGCACUUCCCGCUGCUGGCGUACGCUCCGUUCGCGUCCGCCCAGCGGUCCGCGCACCAGCGGCCUCCCAUCGUCGACCUGACCGCCGCUUGUUUCGAGCCCGGCAACCAGCUGUUCAAGCUCGACGAGAGCGAACACGCCGCCAGCAAGUACAUCGCGUGCUGCAUGCUGUAUCGCGGCGACGUGGUGGCAAAGGACAUCAACCACGCGAUACGGCACAUCCGCGACACCAAGGGCCUGGAGUUCGUCGAGUGGUGUCCGACCGGGUUCAAGGUGGGCAUCAACUGCCGACCGCCCGUGGCCGCAGUGUCUCCCGACGACGAGCUGGUGGGCGGCGGCCGGGCCGUGUGCAUGAUGUCUAACACGACGGCCAUAGCGGGCGCGUGGACGCGCCUGUGCCACAAGUUCGACCUGAUGUUCCGCAAACGGGCAUUCAUCCACUGGUACGAGAGCGAGGGCAUGGAGAAGGACGACUUCAUCCUGGCCCGGGAAAACAUCGAAGUCCUGCGACACGAUUACAGGGAGCUGGUGCCAACGCCCGCGACUACCAAAACCGAAUCCUUGGUGUCCGAUAAGACGUCCCCUGGGUUCCGGGGACUAGCCGAACGGUCUGGUCGCACGAAUUUCCUGCAAGGUGACUUCGAACCGUCCGCCAUCGCGGAAAUCUGAGCGUUCGAUUGUCAACACUAUGUGAUUCGUUUUUAAAUACAUUUUAACCGCGAUUGAAUAAAACGAGAUUUUUAACUUUUA
Molecule: messenger RNA, 1888 nt
Organism: Aphis gossypii (cotton aphid)
Lineage: Eukaryota; Metazoa; Arthropoda; Insecta; Hemiptera; Aphididae
Product: tubulin alpha-4 chain-like
Exons: 1
Coding region: 329-1807 (492 amino acids)
Biological process (GO): microtubule cytoskeleton organization; mitotic cell cycle
Cellular component (GO): microtubule; cytoplasm
Molecular function (GO): GTP binding; structural constituent of cytoskeleton
Source: RefSeq, a predicted model, not a curated record